ACAGCAUCCAAGACAGCUCACAAUGAUCCUCAGCUCCUGGUAGCCACGCCAUUAUAUAAUCUCUUCUCACACUAAAUCAGGGGUUAACUGCAUAAUCAAUAGAAUAUGGCAGAAGUGAUGGUGUGUGACCUCAGAUGCUAGGUCAUAAAAGAGAAUGACACUUCCACCUUCUUGGAUUUCUCACCCUGGGGAAAUCCACACCAUGUCAUAACACUCAAGCAGUCCCCUGGAAAGGACCCUCUGAAGAGGAACUGAGGUCUCCCAUCAGCAGCUACAGCCAACUUGCCAGCCAUGUCAGAUGACACUUUCAUGAAGUUGUUUCCCUGAGGGCUCACCUUUGUUUCAGAAAACUGAAGGCACUGGAUGGAUUUCAAAACGAUUGCCCUUUCCCUCCCCUUGCCAGAAGCAAGAGGGCGUUUUACUCUGAUCUUCACUGUGAGAACCUCAAGUGGCUUCUGAAGAGGCUCUUGAAAAUUGCAUCAAGUCUAAAGUGAACCAGCUCACUCUCAGGCAGAACUACAACCAUGAGCAACAAUGGAACAGACCUAACCCUUGGUUUCAUCUCCUCUUCUGUAGCCAUCCUUUUGUUUGGCUCAAACUAUGUACCACUUAAAAAAUAUGAUACUGGUGAUGGAAUGUUUCUCCAGUGGGUGCUUUGUGCUGCUAUAUGGUUGGCUGCCUUGGUGGCCAAUCUGGUAUUACAUUGUCCUAAGUUUUGGCCUUUUGCAAUGGUGGGGGGCUGCAUUUGGGCAACUGGGAACAUUGCUGUUGUCCCAGUGAUGAAAACCAUUGGUUUAGGUCUUGGGCUCUUAAUCUGGGGAUCAUUUAAUGCCUUAACUGGUUGGACAAGCUCAAGGUUUGGCUGGUUUGGAAUGGACGCAGAAGAAGUCGCAAAACCACUGCUAAAUUACUUGGGCGCUGGACUAUCAGUGGUCAGUACUUUCAUAUGUUUCUUCAUCAAAAGUGAAAUACCAAAGAACACGUGUUCUAUGGAUACCACACCAUUAAUGACAGAGCAUGUGACCAACAAAACUCAAGACCCCUGUCCUGGCUCCUCCUGGGUGGAUAAACUUUCUCCAGUGCAGUCCCGAAUGGUGGGCUGCAGUCUUGCAGUGAUAUCUGGAAUACUCUAUGGAUCCACAUUUGUGCCAAUCAUUUAUAUCAAGGACCACAGCAAAAGAAAUGAUAGUAUAUAUGCAGGGGCAAGCCACUAUGAUUUAGACUAUGUUUUUGCACACGCCAGUGGCAUCUUUCUUACGAGUACCAUCUACUUUCUGGCUUACUGUAUAGCCAUGAAAAAUAAUCCUAAACUAUAUCCUGAAGCAGUCUUGCCAGGAUUUCUGUCAGGAAUACUUUGGGCAAUAGCCACCUGCUGCUGGUUCAUUGCUAAUCACUCUCUCAGCGCUGUGGUCAGUUUUCCCAUCAUCACUGCUGGUCCAGGAUUUGUAGCUGCAAUGUGGGGUGUCUUCAUGUUUAAAGAAAUACAGGGUCAACAAAACUACCUAUUAAUGAUAUUUGCAUUUUGCAUCAUCUUGACUGGAGCAUUGUGCACUGCUUUUUCUAAAACCUAGCCACCACAUGACCAGCAGGUGGCAGCAGUGAUUAAGGGAAGGCCUCUACUGGACACUAGACAGAUUAUGCUGAGAACAGAGAUCAUUUUCAUACCGCAAAUGGAUCUCAACUCAUCUUGGAGUGGGUAAAUGAAUUUUUUUCCAUAAAUGUGAGAAUAAAGGAAAACAUUUUCAGUCAAGUAAAAAAAUGAAAAAUUCUUCUGAUGAACUUUUUUGAAGGUAGGACUUUAGGGAGUGACUAAAAUGUCUACAUUCUUGCAGUAUCAUAUCUACGGGUGCUCUUUAUUCUUUUUAGUACUUUUAAACAUUUCAAAAUAAGCAUGCACACACAAAUAAAAAAGACAUAGUUGGGAAAUUUUCCGACUCAAGAGUUUCCUCUCCUACAGAUAGAAGCCAGAAACUCACUCUCCCAGCCUUCCUUGUGGUAGGAUGUGCUGCUCCUGACGGUGUAGCCUCCACGCCCCAUGUUGUGGUCCUGCUGGGGAUUCUGUGAGCUACCUAAUCAAGUUGUAUGAGGAACUUAGCCUCAUUUAAAAAAAAACUCAGAAAUCUAUUUAUAGCCUAUUUUAAUCAACUUUAAUGAAGUGUGAUUUGUAGCCAACGAAAUUCUCCCAUUUUAAGUGGACAGUGCUCUGAGCUCCAGCAAAUGCACACGCAUGUGAACACCACUACAAUCUAGACACAGAACACUUCCAGGAACCCACAUGUUCCCUUCUGCCCCUUUGUAGUUAACCCCCAAGACCAGGCCACCAGUGAUCUGUUUUAUGCCUUUCUAGAUUACAUUGGUCUGUUCUAAAGUUCUAUGUACAAGGAAUCACAUCAGUACGUACCCUUCUGUGUUUGAUUUCUUUCAUCUUAUAGCCAUUUUUAUAAUUUUUUUUUUUACUGUGCACAGAUGUUGUGUUGUAGAAUUGUGCACCUGAAACCUGUAUAAAUUUGUUAACCAGUCAGUAUCACUCCAAUAAAUUUAAUAAAAAGGAAAAAAACAUUUUUACUGCUCUGAAACACUUAUAAUUCUCAAUUAUUUUUGCUAGUGUAUAUUCAAAAUAACAACUAAAGCAAAAAUAAUUAACAUUUGGAAUCAUUAUAUUUCAGUGUGUGAUGUGUCAUGUUCCAGAAAUUCACUGUUUUAAAUUAAUAGUGUAGUUAAUAAUUUUUAGCUACCCUUUGAGUCCACCUCCAAUCUAUGAUAUUCUGUCUUGAGAGACUGUAAAACAUUAAAUUGCUUAAACUAGAUCACCUCCAUUGUCUACAAGUUGAAAAAAGGGCAUAUUCUUGGGUUUUCUACAACGACCUAAUGGAUUAUAAUAUCUGGGCUAGAAAGUGUGAAUAUGCAUUUUUAAAAGUGUUCUUAAUUAUUCUUAUUACACUUGUAUUCUAAAUUGUAUUUGUGACUUAUACUUUGAUAUUUAAAAGAUUUCAAUGAACUAGAAACGUAAAAAAGAAUAUUCUGUCUUCCACUCCUAGAAGAAGAGAGAGAAAAUAAAAUAAGUUAUCUAUUUAAUUUUAUGAAGAAUUUUUUAAGAGAAAAAAAUGAAAUGCUUAAAACCAAUUGUUCAAAUGGAAAUUUUGCCAAAAAUAAAAACAAUAAUAAUAACUGUGUAUCACACUCUUUCUUUUUUUUUUGGCUCAAACCACUUGACUUCCUCCAAGAGGUCAGUGACCAAAUCUGUUUUUACUUCAAACCCUGCAGAAAAUUACUCUUUCUCCAGCAAUAAAAUCUGUAACACAAUUCUCCCUGACAAGAUCCCAUGAAAACAAACAAAAAUUCUCAUUUAUAAAUGGAGAUUGUCCAAUAAGACCUAAUGAAAUAGGCUGAAAAUUAGAACCUAACUUUCUAAAGCAUUCCUCAUGAUUUUCUUAAGUACCUCAUAGAUCCUCGUAAGACACUGACUGCAUUCUUUCAUUGUCUCUUUCCAACAAGGUACUUGUAAGCACUGUUUCUAACUCAUUCAUACCUGCAUAGAGAGUUUAUAAAUUUGCCUUUCACAUAUACCAUAAAGUUUUGAUUUAUAAAACUCACCUCAAAUAUUUAUUUUCCAACAGAAAAAGGCUGUAUUGUCUCCCUUUCUUCCAAAAAUAUUUGAGCAUUAUAUUGGCUUUAUAUAUAUGUGGCAAAUUUAUUGUGAGCUCUUUGAGAGUAGAAGUUGUUUUA
Myotis daubentonii (Daubenton's bat) is the source of this 3726-nucleotide messenger RNA. It is a transcript of the gene TMEM144, whose product is annotated as transmembrane protein 144. Gene Ontology annotation, biological process: carbohydrate transmembrane transport. Gene Ontology annotation, cellular component: membrane. Gene Ontology annotation, molecular function: carbohydrate transmembrane transporter activity. NCBI's taxonomy places the organism in Eukaryota, Metazoa, Chordata, Mammalia, Chiroptera, Vespertilionidae. The record is from RefSeq and is a predicted model, not a curated record.